GUCCCUGCAAACAGUUUGCCACGCCGAGUUGGAACUAUGGCACUGAUCAGAGUGCUAGCAAACCUUGUGAUACUACUAUGCCUUUCUUACGCAACAACCCCUCUUGAUCGGAUCAUUGGAGGUUCUGAAUGUAAUGAAAGUGAACAUCGUUCCCUUGUACUCUUGUAUAACUCAGCAGGGUUGUUCUGCUCUGGGACCUUGCUCAACCAGGAAUGGGUGCUCACCGCUGCACACUGCAACAGAGAAAAUAUCCAGAUAAAGCUUGGUGUGCAUAACAUACACGUACACUAUGAGGAUGAGCAGAUAAGGGUCCCGAAGGAAAAAUUGUGUUGUCUCAGUACCAAUAACUGCACCAUAUUGAACCAGGACAUCAUGUUGAUCAGGCUGAACAGUUCUGUGAACAAUAGUACGCACAUCGCACCUCUCAGCUUGCCCUCCCGCCCUCCCAGUGUGGGCUCAGUUUGCCGUAUUAUGGGCUGGGGCACAAUCACGUCUCCUGAAGUGUCUUAUCCCGAAGUUCCUCAUUGUGUUAACAUUAACAUACUGGAUAAUGAGGUGUGUCAAACAGCUUACCCAUUUUUGUCAGGGAACAUAUUGUGUGCAGGUGAACUGGAAGGAGGCAAAGAUUCAUGUAAGGGUGAUUCUGGGGGACCCCUCAUCUGUAAUGGACAGAUCCAAGGCAUUGUAUCUUGGGGGGGCUUUCCUUGUGCCCAAGUUCUUGAGCCCGGCGUCUACACCAAGGUCUUCGAUUAUAUUGACUGGAUCCAGGGCAUUAUUGCAGGCAAUGCAAGCGUGAUUUGCCCCUAG
Ahaetulla prasina is the source of this 807-nucleotide messenger RNA. RefSeq names its product snake venom serine protease-like. The transcript is spliced from 5 exons. NCBI's taxonomy places the organism in Eukaryota, Metazoa, Chordata, Lepidosauria, Squamata, Colubridae. The coding region runs from base 37 to 807 and encodes 256 amino acids. The record is from RefSeq and is a predicted model, not a curated record. Gene Ontology annotation, molecular function: serine-type endopeptidase activity. Gene Ontology annotation, biological process: proteolysis.